Molecule: messenger RNA, 7244 nt
Organism: Lethenteron reissneri (Far Eastern brook lamprey)
Lineage: Eukaryota; Metazoa; Chordata; Hyperoartia; Petromyzontiformes; Petromyzontidae
Gene: GPHN
Product: gephyrin
Biological process (GO): Mo-molybdopterin cofactor biosynthetic process; gamma-aminobutyric acid receptor clustering; establishment of synaptic specificity at neuromuscular junction
Cellular component (GO): dendrite; postsynaptic specialization; cytoplasm
Molecular function (GO): molybdopterin molybdotransferase activity
Source: RefSeq, a predicted model, not a curated record
AAAAUGACCGCUGCCCCUUGGUGAGCUCCGCCGCCGCCGCCGCUGCCCCGGGACUCGCAGCAGCAGCAGCAGUCGCCGUGACGUCACGCGCCGCGCUGCGGAGCUCGCCGCAGCAGCAGCAGCCGCCGCCGCCGCUGCAGCUGCUGCAGCAGCAGCAGGGGAAGAUGAUGAUGGCCGCGGACGGGCAGAUUCUCUUCAACCACAGCUUCCAGAUCCGCGUGGGCAUCCUCACGGUGAGUGACAGUUGCUUUAAGAACCUGGUUGAGGACAGAACGGGACUGAAUCUGAAGGAUCUGGUGGAAGAUGAGUCAAGGCUCGGGGGAAUUGUGUCGGCCUACAAGAUUGUUCCUGAGGAGAUGGAGGACAUCAAGGAGAGCCUGCUGGAGUGGUGCGACGACAAGGAGCUCAACCUCGUGCUCACGUCCGGAGGCACGGGGUUUGCUCCCCGCGACGUCACGCCAGAGGUGACGCCUCCACUUCACUUCCGCCGGUGCUGCACAUGCCCCGAGAGGCCGCGGAGGCUACACAGGCAUCUUUUCUUUUUGUUUGUUUCCCCCGCACAGGCAACAAGGGACGUGAUAGAACGGGAGGCCCCGGGAAUGGCCUUGGCGAUGCUGAUGGGAUCUCUCAAUGUCACCCCGCUGGCAAUGCUCUCACGCCCUGUUUGUGGAAUUCGAGGAAAGACCUUGAUUAUUAACCUGCCAGGAAGCAAGAAAGGGUCUCAGGAGUGCUUCCAGUUCAUCCUGCCGGCUCUGCCGCACGCCGUCGACCUGCUGCGCGACGCGAUGGUGAAGGGCAAGGGGUCGCAUCCCGAGCUGGACAACCUGCCGUCGCCGCCUCCUCCUCCCACCCCGCCUCCCGGCCUCCCCGGCCAACGCUUCACCGUGGACCGGGGCAUCCAGUGCGAGGACGAGGAGGAGGGGAAGAAGGACAGCGGUGUCUCCUCGACGGAGGACAGCUCCUCCUCGCAGAACACCUCGUCAGUCAUCACCGGCAAGGUCCCCCUGAAGGCACGGAGUGACGUUGCCCCGUUCUUCUGGGGCGUCGAGCAGCCGUCGGGUUGUGCCGUCCGCAAACAGAUCCCCGAGUCCAUCAUCUCAAGAGGGGUCCAGGUGUUUCCCAGGGACAGUGCGUCACUGAGCACAACCCCGUCCGAGUCCCCGCGCGCUCACUCCACCUCGCGCCUCUCCACCGCUUCCUGUCCCACCCCCAAAGUAAGCCUGGUCCAGUCACGUUGCAGCAGCAAGGAAAAUAUUCUGAGGUCAAGUAAGUGCCAUAGCGCAGUGGACAUCACAAAGAUGUCUCGAAGGUCUCGAUCGUCCUCCUUCCCACUCACCUCGAUGGACAAGGCCUUCAUAACCGUGCUGGAGAUGACUCCCGUUCUGGGCACUGAGAUUGUCAACUACCGAGCCAGCAGCAGGACACAAGAUGGCUUCGGGCGAGUUUUGGCCCAAGACGUCUUUGCCAAGGACAACCUUCCUCCGUUUCCAGCGUCCAUGAAGGACGGCUAUGCCGUGAGAGCAGCGGAUGGGCCAGGUGACCGCUUUGUUAUUGGGGAAUCGCAUGCCGGUGAGCCGACGGUGAUGCCGGGGCAAGUGAUGCGUGUGACGGUGGGGGCGCCCAUCCCGUGCGGCGCCGACGCGGUGGUGCCCGUGGAGAACACGGAGCUCCUUAAGGAAUCGGACGACGGCACGGAGGAACUGGAGGUUCGGAUAUUAAUUCAAGCCAGGCCAGGCCAAGAUAUCCGGUCGAUAGGCCACGAUAUCAAGCGUGGGGAGUGCGUGCUGGCCAAGGGGACCCACAUGGGCCCCUCGGAGAUCGGACUCCUGGCCACCAUGGGCAUCACAGAGGUGGAGGUGCACAAGUUCCCCAUCGUCGCUGUCAUGUCUACGGGAAAUGAGCUGCUGAAUCCGGAAGACAACCUCCUCCCUGGGAAGGUGCGAGACAGCAACCGUUCCACGUUGCUGGCCGUCAUCCAGGAGCACGGCUACCCGACCAUAGACCUGGGCAUCGUUGGGGACAAUCCUGAUGAUCUACUGACGGCUCUCAAUGAAGGCAUCACCCAUGCAGACGUCAUCAUAGCCUCUGGAGGCGUCUCCAUGGGCGAUAAGGAUUAUUUCAAACAGGUACUGGACAUUGACCUCAAUGCCCAGAUCCACUUUGGAAGAGUCUUCAUGAAGCCAGGAUUGCCCACAACGUUUGGUACACUGGACAUCCACGGCAUGCGCAAACUAAUCUUCGCACUACCCGGAAAUCCGGUGUCUGCCAUCAUCACAAGCAACCUCUUUGUCAUCCCGGCGCUGCGUAAGAUGCAAGGGAUCAUUGAUCCGCGUCCCACGAUCCUCAAAGCAAGGUUGGCUUGUGAUGUGAAGUUGGAUCCUCGCCCAGAGUACCACCGCUGCAUCCUGACCUGGCACCACCAAGAGCCACUACCCUGGGCCCAGAGCACAGGUAACCAGAUGAACUGCCACGUGCUGAGCAUGCGGAGCGCCAACGGGCUGCUGAUGCUGCCACCCAAGACUGAGCAGUACCUGGAACUGCAUAAGGGGGAGGUGGUUGAUGUGAUGGUCAUCGGAAGGUUGUGAUCACCCCCCUCCCUGCCUCCUCCUCACCCCCAGCCAGCGCGCUGUGCAUGCACUGCAUGUCCACCAUGUAUCUGCAAAUACUACAUGCUGUACUUUAAUUAUUUAUUACUGUAUAUCCUUUACUAUAUAGUUAGUUAGCAACCCCUUGCUUUAAAUAAUCAGGUAGAAAACAAUGAAUGUUUCAUAGAUAUAUUUACACUUAUUAUGCUAUUAUAAUCCAAAAUAGGUCAAUGUUACUAAAUUUGGGUUCCCUAUGAAAUGUCUGACACGUUCGACAGGGAUUAUUCAUUUAACACAUUUAGUUUUCAAGUCAAAUAAUGAACCUGCGUGAACAUGUUAGCGUAGAGAGCUGUUUGUCCCUUGAUUAGCGCACACCCAGAGCCGCUUGAAUUGGUUUGAUGCCUCUAAACGCCUCCAGGGUGCUGAUGCGUUCUAACUGAUGGAGCCAAUCACAUGCUCAUCGACAGCUUUAGCUCAUUUAUGCAAUGUUUAGGUAAAGGAUAAUUUUAGCAUAUAUACAGUAUAUAAAUAGAGUACAUAUUAUACUAAUCUAGUGUGUGGUAGAUCUUUCUCAAGAAGUAUGUUCAGAGGAAUUUAAAUUAAAUGAUUAGCUUGAUUGUACAUCAUCAUCAUCUGCUGCUGCUGCUGCUGCUGCAGGAUUCGUUACCUUUACGGAGUGUAAGUGCAUGGCCCUUGGGCCCUCUCAAACUCCGUCUGCAUACAGAGUGCUACAUCGAUGCUCAGCAUUAUCUGCAGAUACUCAUAUUUUUGUCAAGGGAGUAAUAUAUAUGAUAUAACAUGGGGCAACACAAGGACACGAUGUUUAUGCUGUUUAAAUAGUGUUCACUUGAAUUUAUAUAUUUAUGGUAUAUGAAAUAUAAUUAUUGUACACAUAUAACUUAUAAUUAACUUGUACUGAGAGGUUACAAAUCUUGUGAAUUACUGUAACAGCAAAGGCAAUGUGCCGGUUUGUAAGUACACAUGCACGCACGUGGAUUUUAGUGCAGUAUAGUACAACAUUGGUGCAGUUUAAUUUUGACCCCUCCCACAAUGAUGUUAGUGAUCCUGUCAACGCAGAAACCCGACCGUUUUAUUGGGGGAUUUUCUACAUAAACUGAAUUCCUGAUUUACAAACCUACUACUGCACAAGUACUGCUUCGUAAGGAUGUACAUUUCCUCAUUGCGCAAUAGCGACCUCCUCGAUCGGCAGCGGUCCCCGUGGCAACCUGUGUUCAGUAGAUGCCUGCACAGUGGUCCACUCACCCAGCAGCUCACUGGUUACGUUAGAAAUGUGUGUGUGGGCGCGCGCGUGUUUAUUUGUAGGGGGCCGGUGGCGCAGCGGUUAGCGCGCUGCGCUACGAACCCGGCGACCCGAGUUCGAUUCCCGCUCAUGGCCACCAACACCAGUGACGAUUAUCUGAAUCGGUCCUGGGCCUCCCCUAGGUCAACUCAGCCUCAAAUGAGUGGUGCGACAUGUAAACAUCGCCGCUAGGGAGACAAAGGCGGCCGGGCGUGGUGCUGGCCACCCACCCCUUUGUGUGCCGUGCCGGCCUUCAUAGGUGUUCACUAACAGCACUUGCCCCAACAGUCUGUACAGGCUACACGGGGGGAUCUUUGUUCUGUUUAUUUAAAUAUUUAUGAAUUCCUUUACUUUUUGAUUUAAAGAUGUUGCAUUCAAUGUUGUACAUUUCAAAAACAGCAAAGCUUAAAUCCCAAACAAGUGAAGAUAGUAAUGGCUGCAUACAAUGAUGCUGUGUUAUAUAGCAAGUGCAACUCUUUCAGUGUUGGCCAUCAAUCACGCAGCGUAAAUGUACACAUUUCACGGUAACAUCUGUAAAUGACGACACCAUUAAACACAUUUAUGAUCCAUACUUGUUUUGAGUACAAGACUGGUUUUACAAAUAUUGGCUGAGAAUGUAUUCCAAGCCUAUAAUUGUCUGCAUUGUUCUCUUGUUCGUCUCCAUGAUUUAGUUUGAACAUGUGUCCCUUCAUCUCUCAGACGUUUUACAACUAAAGAAAGCCGACUUAACGAAAUUGCCAGUUUGUGAAUGUUUACAUUUUUAUUGACAUUUAAGCAUAUAUCUAUCUGAAAAUGAUGGUGCUAGCUUAACAAGAAGGGGAUCUCAUUUUCAGAGAAACUAGUUGUGAUCUUGGAGCUGAAAUAGUAACAUUUACACAGACUCAAAACCUAUUUGUGAGGUAAAAUUGGUACAGUAUUUUUUUGGGGGGGGUUAUUUUGUGCUUUUCAAUUAAAAUGGGAUUCACGAGGUUUGCGCAAAUCGUGUACAUCUCAGAGGUUCUGCACGGCCCGCGUGUGAUAGCCUGCAAUACAGUACAAAUAGGGGACAUCGAUUACUCUACACGCGCCAUGGAUUUAAAAAAAUGGUUCCGUGAAAUUGUUCCAUCAACAUUUUCAUUGGGUCCCGUCAUUUUUGACAUUCAGGUAUCUUUCAAAGCUCAAGGAUUACCCACAUGUUGUUGGUUUCAAACACGUCCUGCGCAAAGGACCAAUGGAGCAUUGCGAUUGACUUGUGAAAGGCAUCCACAGUCUUUGACCAAAGUUGAUUAUUUGAUUUAGACCCAUUCUCAAAUCUGUCCCUGUACGGUAGACACAAGAUCGCAACACAGCCACACUGAACCAGGAGGAAAAGUCACGCGGAAGUGUGUUUGUAUUUAAUGAGCAAUGUCACGUGUUACGUUUCAGGCCGCACGAGGAGAGGACUAUGUAGUGACGUCACGAGGGAAGUGUGAUGCGCCAUGUCGUGGAAUGACGUCACAAUGACGGGCAUCGCUAACCCCAAAGGCAAAUUCUUAAGAGUGGAGGACUCGUGAUCGUGCACUCACACUUCGCUGCACGUGUGAUUGCAAGUCACUAAAUUGUCUGAAUGUCAGGAUAUUUCUGUCAGUGAUAAAUAUAUAUUUGAAGGCCUGGAAUUUCUGAAUGUGUAUAGAUCUGGCCUGAAUCACCCAGCACUUCACAUCGUGACGUGAGAAAUAGUUUCCAGCGAUCGCUUUUCUGAGGCCGAUCACUUUAAUUGCUUUUGCAGCAUUAUACCAGCUUCCGUAAUACUGCAGUGACUCAAAUUAAGCAUGUUACUGUGCUAUUUUGGGGUAAACGUUAGUGAACAAUGCAAAGUUUACAUAGUGCUGUAUUUAUAAUAGGUUUUUGGGGGGUUAUAUCGCAUAAGUAUAAGUCAAAUGACGUGGUAUAUCCUCCUCCACCCGACAAAGCCAAACAUCAAGUUUUUACAUGACCAUAAUACGUCCAAUUUGGCAUUAUUUUCAGCAAAUCCGGUCUGUAGAAAGGCAAUCACACCAGAGUUUGACUUCGCAAUGACACUUCGCUGGAAAGAUACGUAAUUAUGAAUUGUAUUGGUCGUGAGUGUCACACUUCCGAAUGUUUUUUUUUUUCAUUUAAGAAACUUAAGCAAAUAUUGUUGGAAAGGCUCUGGAGACCAAAUGAAAAUGCCUUCAGUAUAAGUUGCAAUAAGUUGAUAUUUUUAUUUGUAAGUAUUGUUGACCAAUAACAGUAUAGCAUGCAGCUUUGAAGCUCCAGGUGAAAAUGUGUAAUCAUUAGGUCAAUAUAAGAUACAUCUUCCAGUGUUCCUGGUAUUCUUCAGGAAAACCUAAACAUGGAAACACUAAUUGUACAGAUUUGGCAAUAUCAUAUUAAGUUUAAUUGCAUUCCUUAUUGAAACUGCAUUAUUUGUUGUUCAUAAUGAAGACAUAAAUGUUAUAGUGUACCAGUAUUUUAAAUUACGUAUAUAUUGUUUAAUUUCUACAAACUUAUUUUUAUACUCCAGUUCUGGUGUGUUGCCCACUGUAUGAGUUGAACAUGUUGUUCCCGUGAUUUUCGGAGUGAUGCUUGCCCAGUGAAAAUUAGCUGAACUCUGAGCCAAACCCGGUAAACUCAGCAAGACCCUCACUCAGCACGAGAUAAACACUAAGUUUGGUUCUGGCAUUACAGAUGCCAUUGAGAGCAAGAUUUGGCAUCUGCUCUAAAUCGGGAUAAACCGUGCCCAUGCCCUGCGUAAAUAACAGUAAUGGGUACCAUUUCUGUUUUCCUUGAGUAACUUCAACUUAUUACACACCACUUACAAAUUAACACUGUAUGUGUAAUUAUAUAUCAGAGUGUUUUUCUCAUUUGAAAUAAUUAACAGAGUAAACAUGGUUUUUGAACUCGGGGUGAUUUGUCUUGUAGUGCCACGUUAAUGUUUAUGGCAGACUAUCACGGCGUUACGAUGCGUCCCCCUUCCACGUGAAUCGUUAUCUUCCCCCUGUACAGAGACCUCAGUGCUACAGGGAAAUACGGGUCCACAAGAGUUAUCGGGACUUGACGUGUUGGUUUUUGUUGUUCCCGAACUCUUCGUCUCGUCAGCGCCGUGAUCACAACCCUGCUUCUUCCCUCGCACCUGCCCCACGGCAGGACUUCCAUCGUCUCUUUUCCUUAGCUCGUUAUGACAUCGCUCAAUUCAAUAAACGUGUACAACUCCCUACCGUUACAACAUUUCAUGGAGCUGCUGCUGGUUUGCUGGCCGCUUGACAUUUUGGGGCUUCGCGCGCCUCUGCUCAGCAAGUGUGUUUUAAAAAGUAUUGGCGUUCAACCUGAAUGAAGUUACUGUCGAUGCAUUAACACAACAAUGGAUUUUCUAAGUCUGU